AUGGGUCAAAAAGUUGUGACCCCCCUGAGUUUAACCCUAGAUCAUUGGAAAGACGUUCGGAAGAUUGCCUCCAACCAGUCAGUAAACGUCAAAAAGGAAAAAUGGCAAACUUUCUGCUCCGCAGAAUGGCCCACUUUCAAUGUGGGCUGGCCAAGGGAUGGAACUUUUAACCUCUCUACUAUUUUACAGGUGAAAGCUAAAGUGUUUGAUCGUGGCCCACACGGACACCCAGAUCAGGUCCCCUAUAUAGUUACCUGGGAGAGUCUGACAGUCGACCCGCCACCCUGGGUUAUUCCUUUCAUUCCUCCUCAACCUACCCCACCGCUGCCUAUCCCUGCCCUUACCUCCUCCUCUUGUUGUCCAGUUGAUACCAAGAAGCCCCUAAAACCAGUACUUCCCCCGGGCCCCAACACCCCCCUUAUAGACCUCCUCUCGGAGAAGCCCCCUCCCUAUAGAUCUCAGACCCAAGAUACCCCUAGUCACCAGCCACUGGCCCCUUCGGUCCCACCCGAGCUCCCUUCCCCAGUGGCUGGACGUCUGAGGAGCCACCGAGAGCAGCCACCUAAGAAGGAGACUUCACAAGCCUUUCCCUUGAGGCAGGGGCCAGGGGAACAGGUUCAAUAUUGGCCCUUCUCUGCCUCAGACUUAUAUAAUUGGCGGACCCACAACCCGCCUUUCUCCAAAGACCCUACUGCCUUGACUAACCUGAUUGGAUCUAUCUUAGUUACCCAUCAACCCACGUGGGAUGAUUGCCAACAACUCUUACAGGCUCUUCUUACAUCAGAAGAAAAGCAGAGAGUCUUUCUGGAAGCCCGAAAAAAUGUUCCAGGCGAUAAUGGGAGACCUACCCAGAUACUAGAUGAGAUUAAUGAUGCUUUUCCUUUGACCCGCCCUGACUGGGAUCACACCUCAGCAGACGGUAGGCACCUACACCUUUAUCACCAGUUGGAAGAUCCAGAUCAGGGGGUAAAUGUAUCCAUGACUUUUAUUUGGCAGUCCACCCCAGAUAUUAGAAAUAAACUCCAGAGAUUAGACAAUUUACAGGGACAGACUCUCCAGGAUUUAUUAAAGGAAGCAGAGAGGAUUUUUAAUAAACGGGAGACAGCAGAAGAGAGAGAGGACCGCCUACGCAGGGAGGCAGAGGAUAGAGAAGACAAGCUUAGAAAAGAAGCAGAAGAAAGGAAAAAUGCUAGGGAACGCAAGAGAAGCAGAGAAUUGAGCCGCCUCUUGGCCACUGUAGAUUUUCAGGAAGCUGCAGCAGUCUCAGCAGCCAAAGUGAAACCUGGAAAACUCUGGACCUUCUGCUGCCUUGAGUGGACUGCCUUCUAG
Molecule: messenger RNA, 1329 nt
Organism: Jaculus jaculus (lesser Egyptian jerboa)
Lineage: Eukaryota; Metazoa; Chordata; Mammalia; Rodentia; Dipodidae
Biological process (GO): virion assembly
Source: RefSeq, a predicted model, not a curated record